AUGAAUCUGAAAGUCCCCAUUGUUCCCUCCGAUGGUGGGAUUUCACGAAAACGAGAGACUUCCCUUCCUGUCGAGGAUAUUGCCAAAGCAUUGGCAAAGAUGGGAUAUGAAGUGAUAACCUCGGAUGAUGCUGGCCGGUUUGUCUGCAAUUAUGUAUAUUAUCAUUCCUUGCGAUUUGCAGAGCAGAAUGGAAUUAAAUCACUAUUUGUACAUGUUCCCCUCUUCUCUACUGUAGACGAGGAGACUCAAAUGCAGUUUGCUGCUUCCUUAUUGGAGUGGUUUAAUAAAUUGUGUAAACUGUGUGUGAAUCUUGAAAUGCAUUGCUGGCCAUCGAUUGGUGUUGAAGUUUCCUCGCUCUCCUUGUCAUCUUUAAUGAUACUUUCUGAGUUUGUAUCGAUUGUUCGUCUAUCAAUGAAUAAUCUGUGUACAUUUUGCACGAACUUGGAACAAUAUGCUAAGCUUCUCUCAGUAUGA
This is a messenger RNA of Fraxinus pennsylvanica, 474 nucleotides long. NCBI's taxonomy places the organism in Eukaryota, Viridiplantae, Streptophyta, Magnoliopsida, Lamiales, Oleaceae. The record is from the annotation of a GenBank genome assembly.